AUGGAAACUAUAUAUGAUCAUAAAUGCGAGUACUGUGAUGCUUUAUAUUUCGAUAUCUGUAGCACUGGUAAAUGGUUUGACUGCUCUGAAUGCAGAGCAGGGGUUUUGGUUGGCUCAGCUUGCCUCGAUGAAUAUCCAUAUGGCUAUAUAAAUGCUAAAGAAGAUACAUAUGCAGUUAUUGAUGCCGAAUUUUCUGAAGAGUUUGCAGAGUAUGAUAUUUUUAAAACUGGUAAAAAUAGAAGCCAGCAUUAUUUUUUCAUGGACCCAGAACUGAAUUUUGAUCCAAUCCCAGCAAUCAAGAGAGGAUUAUAUUUUGAAAAUAAUCGAUUUUUAAAAACAGAAAAAACGAUUUACCUUUCUCAUUCUUUUUCUAUAGCGGCUUGGGUUCAUGCAAAAAUAGUAGGCAUAAUAAUUAGAAAAGAAGGUAAAUUUACGUUUUCGAGCAGCCACAUUCUGAAUAUUACUUUAAAAGAUCCUUUGGAUGCAAAUAUAUCAAUGAUUACCCCUGAAGCUUUUUACAGUAGUUGGAUGCAUAUAUCAUUUUCAGUGUCUUAUUCUAGUGGAGCUACAACAAUUUAUAGCUACUUAAAUAAUAUACAGCAUAAUUCAAUAUCUCAAGAUAAAAGCAUUUUCCGAGAUAUUACAAGCGAAUUAGUCAUUGGAGACCCCAGAUUCGCUGGAUUCAUAUAUAAUUUUAAGCUUUAUAUAGGCGCCGUUCAUGAUUUUAUCAGUUAUUCAGAAAUAAGUAUUUGCCAACCUGAUAAAGAUGAUAACUCUUUAUGAUCUUGUGAACUAUUUGAAUAUUGAGAUGGUUCAGCCUGCAAACAAUGCAAUUCAUCAUGCGAAACUACCUGUGCAAAAUUUCCAUCCUGCAAACUGUGUAAUGAUCAGCUCUGUCAAGAAUGCUCAGGGUUUUCUGAUACUUCAAAUUGCUACAAAUGCAUAGAAAGAGCUCAUAAUUUAAACGAACAGAAUUGUGCCUGUGACGCUAAUACUAUUUUAACCACAGAUGGCUCUGACUAUUUUUGUGAGUAUUGUGACUUGGACUACUGCUCAAAUUGUAGAGGCCAAGGAUACUUCUCUUGCUUAGAAUGCGUGAAAGGGGAAUUAGUAGAUAAUGUCUGCUUAGGCCAAUACCCAACUGGGCUUGAAGAAUGUGCUGGUAAAGAAUUAUGCGUAAUGGCUGAAAUAAAUUCAAAGGAUAAUUUCAAUGAAACUUAUGGAAAGUUUAUUGCUGGGGCUAAUAAAGCUUCAUAUAACCCUUUUAAUUCACCUGAAAAUGAAGACCCAGUGCUAGCAAAGGACAGGGGCUUCUUUUUUGAUGGAAAUUUUGCAUUCCUCCAAAGUGAGCAGUCAUAUUAUUUUUCUCACACUUUUUCGCUUUUGAUGUGAAUUUGAAAUCAAGGAAAUGGAGACAUUCUUAAGCAGGGAGAUAGACUUUUAUUAGCAAGUAACGGAGCUUUGCCAAUAACUCUGCAAGACAGAUUUUCUCAGAAUUUUACUUUUCAAACAUCAGAAAUUAGUUUUGAAGGCUGAACUUACCUCUCUUACACUAUUUCAUAUGAAAGUUCUGUAACAUCUUUAUGGGCGUAUGAAAAUAACAGAGAAAUAAUAACACGAGGAUUCCCGGAUUUGCUAUUUAGAGAUAUAGUGAAUUCUACCCUUUUUAUAGGAAAAAGCUUAAAGUCUCAUUUUAAAGGGUUUUUAUAUAAGCUUCAAAUAUGGAAUAGUGGAAAUAAAUUUGAAGAUUCGGAAAGCCUUGGAAUCUGUGGGCCUUCUUUAGGAGAUUGCUUAUCUCCGUGCAAGAUAAAUGAAUUUUAUUCAGUGGAGCAUGAUAAGUGCAAAGGUUGUCCCAGUUCUUGCAAUAAAGGGUGCAUAAUUGACGAUACUUGUAAUAUUUGCCAAGAUCCUUUAUGUGCUAUAUGCCCAAAUUUUGGAAAAACAAAUUGUGUUGAAUGCAUCCCUCAUGCUUCAGGAAUUGAAAAAUUUAAUUGUGUUGAGAAUUAUUGCUUAUCUUUAGAUAGACUUAAAUGCAUUAGAACUCCUUAUGAGAGCAGUCCUGAGCUAUAUUGGUUUCAUUCUAUACCUCAAGAAAAUGUAAUUGUCGGAAACUGAAGUGGAGAAUUUAUUAUCAACACAAUUCAUGGUUUUAUUGAGAGUGUUGAAUUAUUAAAUAACACAGAUUUUUUUCUGACUCUCCUCCCAUCUUGGCUAACGAGUAGACAAUUUUUUGGUAUCAAUUGUCUAGUAAAAUUAUAUUUAAUAUAUUUAAUAAUAAAAAUAAUGACAUCUCUAGCAAAUAUUUACGAAAAUAAAUUUAAACUCUAUAAAAUCUUGCUGAAAUAAUUUAUAUAAAUUUGAAAAAAUGGUAGCUAAGGGAGUAAACAGUAAUGAAUGCUCAUUUAGCCCUUUCAAUGAAAAUUUCACAUGCUCAUUUACGCUAUCUAUUAAUCCAAGCUACAGCAUUAGUAGCAACCCUUCAGCUGUUCAAGUUCAGUAUCAAGGAUAUUUAUAUCCUAUAUCUUUUAACGCUUUUUAUGAUGAUUUUUCAAAGUAUUUGAUGAGCCAUCAAGAAUUGAUAAACAUAAAAUAUUAUUUUGAGAUAAGUGAUCUCAAAAUUAAAUUAUAUAAUCAAUUAGUUUUCACAGAGGAAUUUUGUACUAAUGAGAAAUGCUCAUCUGCUCAAUGCGAUAAAAUUUUGUCGAAAGAUUCAAUAAUCUCCCUAGGAAAAAGUGUUUCUUGCUUCAAAAUAUCUAAAAAUGAAUUGGAAAUUUACCUAGGCCAUAUUCAAGAAAGCGCAGAAUCCUUAACAUUCAUUGAAAAAAUUUUUGCUGACUCAAAUACUAAUGAAACUAAUCUUGCAUAUAUAACUAUGAGUAUCAAGGAGGAAAAACCCCCUAAGCCGAAAGCUAGUAUCACUCAAAUUAGCUCGAUCUGCUGCUCUUGCGAAUUGACUCUUGACGGAUCUCGAUCAACGGGAAUGGGAAAUCUUACAUUUUUAUGAUCUUUAAGCAAGUUCUUAAGCUAUUCUGGUGGUAUAAAUCAAAAAUUUUACAAUAUUACCUUACUCAUUCAGAAAUACCAAGAGUUUUUCUCAUUCAAAUAGCUGGGAUAAAUUUUCUUCAUAAUAGUGUAUAGCCCAUGCACCUUAAUAGCUCCCUAUACCCCAGCAGAAUACCGACCAGAAUAAAUAUGGUGCAGAGCACCUGCCUUAUGCAGUAUAAGUCUUAAAACCAUAAACGGAGACUUGUCAUUUUCGUUUUUACUUUUCAAAAAAGCUGACAUUUUGGAAAUUAAAAUGGAUGGCCAAUAAUGAUCUAAAUAAUUUCAGGGGCUAUACUAAUUUAAUUUAUUCUAUUCUUCUUAAAAUUUAGCAGAAUUAGCUUGAAAUCGUUUUGAAACCUUAGUGUUUUUUAAAAAAAUUACAGAAAAUAUUAAGCAGGCCUAAUUCAUUAAUUGAGAGGUAAAUUAGAAAGUUGCGAAAGCGCAAAAGAUCAUAAUUACUUUGAGGUAACUUUGAACGUAACUGACAAGUUUGGUCAAUCUGAUUUAUCUACCACUUCAGUUAACAUGAUAUAUGAUGAAGUAGCAGUUUCUAUAGCUAAUAAAGAAACCCUUAAUAUCGGUACCGACUCACCAUUAAAGUUAAAAUUCCAAUAUCAAAAAAGCACUCUUAUAGACUUAGAUCCAAAUCCUUCAAUUUCUUGAAGCGUUUCAAAAAGUAAUAGACAGUUGUCUGAAGAUACAGAUUACAGCACGUCAGGUGUUGAGUUUGCUUAUUUAUUUUCAAAACUCGGUGAAUAUGUUGUGACUGCAAACGUACUAUUCAAUCGUGGCACUUAUACUCGCUCUGCUAGUGUAAAAGUUGUUGCAGCUCCGCCGCCUCCUAAUCUGAUGGUUUUAGGUGUAGACACGACGGUCUAUUCUAAUUCUUAUAUUACUGUUAAUCUAACUGCAACCUAUGGAAGCGAUGAAAUAUAUCCAUUAGAGAAGGGAUCUGUGAAAUUUACUGAAAAAAGUUGCAUUUAUGGCAAAUUUGUUGAAAUCGCUGGGAAUUCUUUUAAUUUGGAAAUAAGAAAUAAAAAUUCUUACUUUACUUGCGAUUUUACUAUCAGUUUGACUGAUUAUCCAUCAGUCACUGAAAAUCAUUGGGUGCUUGUUUCGCCAGGUAUUGCUCCAAAAGUUUAUAUCAUAACAAAAUAUCCAUUUUUGGACUGAUCAUCUCCUGUGAGAAUUCUUGCCCAUGUAGAAAACGAAACGAGCACAAUAAUUUCUUGGGGAGAAGCCAAUAAUCUGACUUUUACUCCUACAACACCUACAGAUCAAGCUGGGAUUACAAUCAAAGAGUUCAGUUUAACUCCUGGAAGAGAAUAUGAAUUUACAGCCACAGUAAUUGAUAAAGAAACUUAUGCAAAAUCAAAAGUGUCUCUAAAACGAUAUGUUAACUGCCCACCAAAUAGAGGAACUUUUGAAAUUGAUAACAAUUCUGAAGGAAUUACUUUAAAAACUAGAUUUGGGAUUUUAUUUUCAGGAUGGAGCGAUCCUGAAGGCAAUGAGCCUUUAUCCUACCAAAUCUUCAUAAAAUUGGAAAAAAGCUCCAGAGCGUUAAUACCGAAAACAACUGAAAAUAAAUUCACAAUAAAGCUUGGCAUUAUAGGGGAAGCAACUUUGCUCGGUAGAGUCUAUGAUUCCUAUGGGACUUUUAUUGAAGUGGAAGCAAUAGUUUAUCUAAAUGAUACAGACAGCAUUUCUAUUAAGAACUUCACUGAAAAUUUGGUGGCUAAUGGGACUGAGACUAUGGAUUCAAGUUUGCUCAUUUCUUCAAUAACUGCUGCAGGCCUUUAUAUAUCGAAUACGACUAAUGACGAUGAAGAAAUAAAUUCCAGCAUAUCUAACUCUGUUGAUGCACUAGAUAAAUGGAUGAACAACUCUAUGAAAGGCACAAGCUUGUCGGAUUCCAGCACAGUCAUUGAUAGUGUCAAUAUUUUGCUCGGGAGUGCGACAAGUUUAAACGAAACCACUUUGGUGAAACUGCAUGGCACUCAAGACAGUGCUUUAAAUAAAACCAAAGUUUUAGACACUCAUGCUUAUAUGGCAGCCCUUCCAAAUAUUGAUUUGCUUAUGCAAAACCUUGGCUCGCUCCUGGAAAAGAAUUCAAGUGAUCUUUCAGAAAAGAUAAAAGUAAUGGCUUCAGAAUUCACCGUCAAUUUCCUCUCUCACGCAUAAAUUUUAUUUUUAUGGAUUAAUUUUAAACUAUGUAAAAUUUAAUAGAAUUAGCCGGAGAUUCCAUUAUAAUGAUCUUAAGGGGAAUUUAAGGGGAGCUAGAAGACAUAAUCCAGACGGUAAACUAUAUAAGCAAUCUGAGGUAGAGGCAAAAUGGAUAGUAUGGUUUUGUCAUAUAGAGGCCUCAACUCAAGGUGAAGUUAAAUUAAGUAAUCUAAGUCUAAUCUAAGAUCUUUCAGAAAUAAAAAUCCAUAGUUUCAUUAAUAAGACUUAUAGUGAAGCAAGCUUAAAGUACUUAAUUCCUGUAAACCCAAAUGAGGAACCAGUGAACUUUACUGGGAUAAAAUUCAAUUCGACUUGCCUUUCUGUCAAUGCGCAUUCUGCAUCUGAUCGUGUCAGUUAUAACUCAUCCAAGCCUAAUACAGAUGCCCAAUUUAAUAUUGACACUAAAGAUAUAUUAAAAUGGCGUGGUGAGUCAGGAUGUCCUCCUAAUUACUGCACCAAAGACUUAAAAUAGAGCCCAGGAUCUUAAGGAAAAGAGAAUGGCAUCUGAAGAUGAGCUCCGACCAGAUUUUUGCCAAUUUUGGAAGUGCAGCGGAGUUAUGUCCAGAUUGCUUUUUUUCUAUUGGAAACUUGGAAUUAGAAAGGAAACCCUAGCUGCCUAAGAUACUCACUUGUCAGGCAAUUCCCAAUCGCGAGAGCAGGAGUAAAUCCUACUUCGAGUUUCCAUCAUGGUUGGCAACCGGCCAAAAAAUUCUAAAUACUGAAUUUUCUUGAAGGUAGUGCACGGCAUAGUGGUUCUGAUCUUGGACUUAGGAGAUUCUUGUCCAGAAGGCAGUGGAAUGACUGAUGAGCAAUCAGUGAAAACGUAAAUGGAGACUAGUAGUGAUCAACGGCCCUGCGGAGAACUUCUCUCUAUUAUUAAUUAAUGCUAAUGGAGCGUUGACACUUCAAAGAACCCAGAUUCCACCAUAUAUUUGCUUUCUGUUCUUACCCUGAAUCCCUUCAAAAGCAUUUCUGAUAGUUUUCAAAAGGAGGCAACAAGCUUUUAUAGUUAUCCAGAGCCUUUUAAAUUUAGUGAAGGAAAUUUAAAUAUUAACUCCCCAGACACUCUUGUAGACAGCAACUUUGACUAUUCCGAUCAAUAUGAAUCAAGCCUAGUCCAAGUCGGAAUUUCUCAAAACACCAACUCGAUUUUUAGCCCAGUUAUAACUGCUCCCCCGCUAACGAAUUUAAGCGUUGUGGUUGCUUAUGAUGCUUACGACAAAGAUUUACAAAUGACUUGCUCUGUCUAUCUUCAGCAAAUCAGUCAGUUUUCUUUUAAGUUUUGUGAAACAUUUUUCAAAUCGGGAGGUGUGGCAACUUGUACUUGUGAAAUUGCAGGACUGAUUAUGAUUCCGCCUUACCCAUCAGUUUCAAGGAAUUUGAAAGACAGAGCUAAUUCAGUAAAUCUUGAAAUUCCCAGGGUUGGUGCUAUUCCAGUGUUUGUAAUAUUCGGAUCUUUACUCUUUGUGCUUUAUUUUUCAUGACUAGAUAUUAGUAGGCUUGAGCGAAAAUAUGCAGACCCUUUAAAGGAGCAAACAUUGAGCAUUAAUGAAACAAUUGCUAACUCCCCUCUUAAGUGAACAAAAAAAUUUGUUUGCUCACAGAAGAUUAAUGUAUUUUUUAAAAUUUAUAUAUUUCGAAAUUUAAAAAAAAUUCAAAUUUGCUAAAAUUUAGGAAGCUGCUUUGAAAUUUAACAAAGUUGGCUAGCUCAUUAUAUACUAUAGCCCAAUAACUGCUUAACUGACGUUGGGAGAUGUCAGAUGGGGAUUUAAGGAGCCAAUGUUUUUCUGGAAAAGUCUCCUCAGAUGGCAAAUCCUCUGGAAGGGUAAGGAAAUAAGCAUGCUCAGCAGCAAUCUAUAUGUUAAUAACCAGCUGAUAAACGUUGACAAACUUAUGCAGAUUUGGGAAACAGGGGAAAUAUAUGAGGUUGAAAACGAGUGAAAUGACAAUGAGGAAAGAAAAGAAUCUGAAACUACGAACUUAGAAAGGGAUGAAGUCUACCCUUACUUUAAAAAGCAAUUAAGAAAUAAAUUAAAGAGCAUAAUUGAAGACCAAAAUAUACUAAAUUCAUUGCUUACUUUUGAAAGGAUUAAAAUGCAUAUUGAGAACUGUAUUGGCAAACGUAAUUUGGAAGAUAUAGAAACAGUCAUAAAUGCUCUCUGUAGCGCGGAAAAUGAGGAAAGUGAAAAUUUUUUAAUAUGGGCGCGAUUUCUUUAUAAAGAAAAAAAUGGAUUGCUCACAUUUAUUUCCAAAAUAAAACAGAAGCAAAUUAAAUUAAAUUUAAAAGAUUAUGCUUGCCAUAAGCAGGAUAGACCAUUAGCCUUUGCCCAUCUUGGCUAUAAAAAGUUGCCCUUUUGGAUUUCCCACCUGAGCAACCUGUCCAAGGAUUAGCUCCCUUCGGCAGAGCCAUUGGUAUCAAUGAGGAAAGACCAUAUGGUAGGCAAAACCUGUCUGGCCCAUCUAGUGGACAGGAAAAUCUUAGGGAGAAACAAAUCUUCCCUUUUCUGCAUGGCUUUCCCAAGUCUAAAGACCUACUCACAGAUUAGCAUACGCACUAUUUCAGCUAUCCUAUUUGCUCCAUAGGAGUGCUUGUCCAAUUUCCCUUAAUUUCAACAUUUUAUAUAUAGAAGCAAAUUAGGAACUUAUUAAGAUUUUCUUAUAUGCCGGUCAUAAAUUUAGUAAACUGUAUGGAAAUUUUCAAAGAAAAAAUCAAAUACAAGCAUUAUAAUUGAAUCAUUCAAGCUAUAAGAAAAUAUAUAUUAAACCCAUAUGAAGAUGAAAAUUCCCCCAAAAAUGAUUUUGAUGAUGCUAAAUUAAAAUGUGGAUUAAUUAAUAUAAAUACAAUGGCAAUGACAUAUGACUCGUCUUCUCGUGCGACGGCUGAGCAACGAGUUAACCCAGCAGUAUCUGGAGUCCCAAAGUCAGGGAAUCAAGGAAAAAUCCGCUUUUUUAUGGCCUUUCCAAUGGGCAGCUACUUGCGACUUUCUUUUUCAAGCAACCCCCAAGCAAGUGGGUGCUCGAAAUGGAGCAGGCUAAUAUACCUGUUCAAGCUUUUAUUGUGGUUCCCCUAAUUAAGGAAGCCAUUGAGUAUUUUUCAAGAGGUUGGCCUAGAAAAGAGCUAGAUAACUAUAACGGUCCCUCUAGUUGAAAGGGUUCUGCUUCUGAUGAAUCUGGUCAGGAGCAUGAGGCAGGGAAUGGCAUAAUUAUAAGAAAGGACUGAGUUUAAAAUGGUAGCGCCUGGCACAAGAUUUUACCCACAAUUCACUACCAAGAAACUAGGAUUUUAGCCUGAUCUCUGAGUUGCCAGAGGUGGAAGCCACCUAAUAAGCUGUCUCAUCAGCUUUGCUUGCACAGCAUGCAGAAUGCCACUAGCAGAAGUCAAGAACUUAAAUAUUUUGCAUUAAUCUAAAAUGUGAAUCAAAAGAAACUCUCAUUAAAUCCAUUAAAAAGCUUGAAGGAAAUAUUUUUGCAUACAUAAAGCUGAGAACUCCUACACUGAAGCUAGAAAGAUUCAUAAGAAAGUGAAUUUUUGCAUCCCUAAAAGAAUCAUUAUCUCAACCUGAAGGAAAAGCUGCAUUUGUCAGAUAUGAUAUCUCAAGAAGAGACACAAAUAUACCAGUAGGCGUUCCGAUAGAUCUGGAUGACAUAAAAGUUGAAGGUAUUGGCAAUGAGCUAGAAGGGAUGAUUGAAAACCCAAACGAUGACGAUUAUACUCCUAUUUUUUUCUCAAUAUUACCCAAAGUUUUUACAAAACUUGUGGAGCAUAAAAUCGAUAAUUUCACUCCAUCCACAACCUUUAUUCAAUUUUUUAUCUCAAAUAAUGACAUUUUUGGCAUCAUUGGGAACACUGAUUUAAACUUCUCUCGAAAAGGGAGACUUAUAUAUUUUUUUGCUGCUGUAUCGACUGAAAUCGCGAUUGCAAUAUCAGCUUUUGAUGGAUAUACCAAAUACAUUAGCAAUCAAGUUGACUUAAUCUUCCAGUUCCCCGAAGUCACAUUAGUGAUAUGGUUUGUAUCAUUUAUCCUUGGAUUCUUGCCGCUAUUUUUGAAAGUUUUCUUAAAGGACAGAUUUUUGGAGAACCAGCUAGUAAAGAAUAAAAAUGACUCAACUAAAAAUUGGAAGGUAAUGGUUGGGUACUUGCUUAGUUUUGCUUGGAUAGGAGGCUGCUGGCUUUAUUCUUUUGAAAAGUUGAAUAAUUACCCAAUAGCAAAUAUUGGUGCUUAUUUAUUGUACAUUCUCCAAGCAUUAAUUUCAUUUUUGAUGAUAAAUGGCUUGAUUUUGCCAGUAAUUCUUGCAGUGAUAGAAAUGUAUUGCUGCUUUAAAUUUGUAAAUUGGAGAGUCAAGAGAUGGAUUAUUUUUUUCAAAAGAAGAUUUUCCAAAAAUAAAGUGCAAAUUUUGCCAACAAAUGAUUAUGAGUUCUCGAAUAGAAAGUAG
This is a messenger RNA of Blepharisma stoltei, 9702 nucleotides long. Lineage: Eukaryota; Ciliophora; Heterotrichea; Heterotrichida; Blepharismidae. The record is from the annotation of a GenBank genome assembly.